AUGUCUAUAAGACCCAGCAAGUUUGAAGAGCAACCGGAAACGUCAUUCGAGGACAUGGAUACGACAUUUGCGAAAGACCUUGCAAGAAACAUUCAACCAAAAAGCCGAAGCUCUCCUGUGUCCCGACAAGCUCCUGCAGCAAUUCCCACUCCCUCGGUAUCCACAACGAGCUCUGAAGGGACUACAUUUUCACGCUCUGGAGAGAGAUACCUUGGUGAUAACAGGACGGAAGAGGAGGAAGAGGACGAUGACGUUGAUGAAGAGUUCCUGAAUGAUUUUCAAGAGUUUCAGAACAGAAAAGAUGACUUUGACGAUGCUUUAAGGACAUUCUUGACGCUGCGGGGCAGAUCGUCAUCGUCUGCAGGUGCCAGGCAGAAGGAUUAUGGCUCAGAUACAAACGACCUGACCGCUAUGUUCAGCAAGAGAUUGAGCAUUGGAAGACCGACGGCUCUUAGACAGCCAAGAUCUAUGAUGGAACUGAAAUCGAGGCCGGCGAGCUCCGGCAUAUCGCCACAGAUGCCGAACAGUUUGUCUGCUGGAGAUCUCAGGGUACAAUCCAAUAACACCGUGAGAUUCAAGAAGUCAAUGCCCUCGUUAUCCAACUACAAUCACACGAUAGAUGAGGAGGAGGAAGAGGAAGAAGAAGAGGACGAGGAGGAUCAGGAAAGGACGCUAAGGCGCAAUGGAAAGAAAUCGCUUUCAAACUGGCGGAGACAUCAAAAGCCGUACUUGAACGAAUUCAUGGAAGGAGACGAGGAAGAAGAAGACGCUGACAAGGACUUUAUAUUUGAUGAGAAUUUGAUACAACCCCAGUUUCUGAAUAAGACGUCCGAGGCGUCACCUUUGAAGCUAUCGCCGUCACAGUACGAGAUAGUCAGGGAUGAUGCGUUGUUGACACCGCGUUUGCACAAGAGACAUCGAGACUGGAAUGCCCUAGAACAACUAGAUUCGUUCAAAGAGUCUGCACCUAUUGUAUCUCGCCGUCGCCCCGCAAAGAGCACAUCAGCAAGAUCUCGAAUCAAAAUCAUCAAGCAGGAGAUUGAUCACAAUACACCAAUUAAGAAUGGUCGAAUGUACUACAAUCCAAAGACCAUGAAAUGGGAGGGAAAUGAACAGGUCCUCGAUAAAUUUAGCAAGUUAGACUCCAUCGACAAGAAACCGCUGCUGAUAAAAACAAAAUCGCAAACAACUAACACAACUCGGCAGGAAUCCUUUGGCAAAUUGUCAACUGCAAAGCCCAAGGCAUCAAAAAGAAUUAGGAACCCACGAAUAGUAGGAAAGAUGAUGUUCGAUGACGAAAACCUGCGAUGGAUCAAUAUCAAUGGCAACGAUGACGAGCAGGACCUUUUUGCUGGCAUAAAGGAUGUCAAGCCGGCCUUUUCCGGCUCACCUGUCUCAAGUUUGAAGGGCACAUCCCACGUUUCACCAUUCCUGAGAUCGCACUCUCAACUACUGCCGUCAACCGGAGACGAAUAUAUCAGCGACAGGUUAAACUCUACAAGAUAUCACUCUCUGGGAGCUACUAAUCGAGAUUCUAGCUCUGACCCGGUAUUCCAAAUGAGCUCGAAGCUUCUGGAGAAGUUCUGCCAUGAGGAGAAUCGUUGGAAUCGGAAAGUAGGCGCCUGGUUUCUACUGGGUAACAAGGAAGUGAAGUCUGGAGAAGUAACCAAGGAACAGAAUUCAAACAGUUACAUGUUCGAGAUAAGAAAUAUGGUGAUAAAUUCAACUAGAGCGUGA
Torulaspora globosa is the source of this 1737-nucleotide messenger RNA. RefSeq names its product Bfa1p (gene BFA1). The coding region runs from base 1 to 1737 and encodes 578 amino acids. Lineage: Eukaryota; Fungi; Ascomycota; Saccharomycetes; Saccharomycetales; Saccharomycetaceae. Gene Ontology annotation, biological process: regulation of Ras protein signal transduction; mitotic spindle orientation checkpoint signaling. The record is from RefSeq and is a predicted model, not a curated record. The transcript has a single exon. Gene Ontology annotation, cellular component: mitotic spindle pole body; SIN/MEN two-component GAP complex. Gene Ontology annotation, molecular function: GTPase activator activity.